This is a messenger RNA of Funneliformis caledonium, 825 nucleotides long. The record is from the annotation of a GenBank genome assembly. NCBI's taxonomy places the organism in Eukaryota, Fungi, Glomeromycota, Glomeromycetes, Glomerales, Glomeraceae.
AUGCACGCUAACACAAUUGAAAGCAAAAGACAUGAAUUCAUUUUAAGAAGUCAUAAAUGUAGCUCUGAAAAUUACGAAGGUGAAGUGCUUAAUAAUGAUGACUAUGAGGAUGCUUACAUAGAUAUUUCUGGAACCACGGGAGCUCGACUAACGAAUGUAUCGAGAACGGAAUAUCAAGAGAUGUAUGAGAAUAUGAAUGAAGAGCUGAAAUGGAGGCUUAAAUCAGGACGAUAUGUGGAGGAUGUCAUUUAUGAGUUCGGUUGUUUGCAUCAGUUUGAAGACUUGUCGCACUCAUUCAUCAUCGAUUUGGAAGACUGCCAAAUUAUGGGACUCUUCACAGAUGAAGAAAGAGAAGAGAUUAAAUCUAAAAACAUCAAAUAUGAUCCAGAACUCGAUAAAGAUGUGACAAAUGUGCGUGAUAUUCGUGAGAUGAUGGCACAGUUUUCAGUACGUCAAGGUGCUGGAUACACUGUUCAAAAGGACUUUUCGACUGAUAUAAUAAUUUAUGCUAUUCAUAGUCUGGGGAAUCCUGCAAUAUUGCAAGUAGUGACAGAAAAAAACAGAAAACGCAAGCGCAAAGACAAAAAAGCACUUGAACGACAUUCUGAUGCGAUCAUCAGAAAGAAUACCAAUGGUCAGACAUUGAAAUUCGGAGGUUCAGAAGUAGGGAGGUUCUAUAAUAGACGCGUUAUGAUGCUAAUGACAUUGGACAAUCUGGCUGGAUAUGUUAUGCGUCUUACCAAGAGUGACAUCUUUAAGAUCCCAAAGGAUGUAGAGUCGUUUUCAUUGACCUUAGAACUAAUUGGCGCUGUUUGGAUGUUUAAG